This is a messenger RNA of Zingiber officinale, 1609 nucleotides long. RefSeq names its product tubulin beta chain-like. The record is from RefSeq and is a predicted model, not a curated record. The transcript is spliced from 3 exons. Gene Ontology annotation, biological process: microtubule cytoskeleton organization; mitotic cell cycle. Lineage: Eukaryota; Viridiplantae; Streptophyta; Magnoliopsida; Zingiberales; Zingiberaceae. Gene Ontology annotation, cellular component: microtubule; cytoplasm. Gene Ontology annotation, molecular function: GTPase activity; structural constituent of cytoskeleton; GTP binding. Bases 99 to 1439 code for a protein of 446 amino acids.
CCUGACCUAUUUCUCCUCUCCGCCGCUCCUCUUUCGCUCUACUUCUUAUUCCUUCUCGUGGGUCGUGAUCCUUCUUCCCUGCGCUCGUCGAGUUCAAGAUGAGGGAGAUCCUGCACAUCCAGGGCGGGCAAUGCGGGAACCAGAUCGGCGCCAAGUUCUGGGAGGUGGUGUGCGCGGAACAUGGGAUCGACGCCACCGGCCGCUACGGCGGCGACACCGACAUCCAGCUGGAGAGGGUGGACGUGUACUACAACGAGGCCAGCGGCGGCCGCUACGUUCCGCGCGCUGUGCUCAUGGAUCUGGAGCCCGGCACCAUGGACAGCAUUCGUUCGGGGCCCUAUGGCCAGAUCUUCCGCCCUGACAACUUCGUCUUCGGCCAAUCGGGCGCCGGGAACAACUGGGCCAAGGGGCAUUACACAGAGGGAGCGGAGCUCAUUGAUGCUGUACUCGACGUUGUCAGGAAGGAGGCCGAGAACUGCGACUGCCUUCAGGGAUUCCAGGUUUGCCAUUCACUCGGUGGUGGAACUGGUUCUGGCAUGGGGACGCUUUUGAUAUCUAAGAUCAGGGAAGAAUACCCAGAUCGCAUGAUGAUGACAUUCUCUGUCUUUCCAUCACCAAAAGUAUCUGAUACAGUUGUUGAGCCCUACAAUGCCACACUCUCCGUUCAUCAGCUUGUUGAGAAUGCUGAUGAAUGCAUGGUGCUGGAUAAUGAAGCUCUUUAUGACAUUUGCUUCCGUACCCUCAAGCUCACGACCCCUAGUUUCGGCGAUCUGAAUCAUCUGAUAUCGGCCACCAUGAGUGGGGUUACUUGCUGUCUCCGUUUUCCCGGGCAACUCAAUUCCGACCUCCGAAAGCUUGCAGUCAAUCUCAUCCCUUUCCCUCGUCUUCACUUCUUCAUGGUUGGAUUUGCUCCUCUCACCUCUCGUGGAUCUCAGCAGUACCGAGCUCUCACUGUUCCUGAGCUCACUCAGCAGAUGUGGGAUGCCAAGAACAUGAUGUGCGCUGCUGAUCCUCGCCAUGGGCGUUAUCUGACUGCAUCAGCAAUGUUCCGUGGCAAGAUGAGCACCAAAGAGGUCGACGAGCAGAUCCUUAAUGUACAGAACAAGAACUCAUCUUACUUCGUGGAGUGGAUUCCAAACAAUGUGAAAUCUACCGUCUGUGACAUACCUCCCACCGGACUAAAGAUGUCAUCGACCUUUAUCGGAAACUCAACUUCAAUCCAGGAGAUGUUUCACCGCGUCAGCGAGCAAUUUACUGCCAUGUUCCGGAGGAAGGCAUUCUUGCACUGGUACACCGGAGAGGGAAUGGAUGAGAUGGAAUUCACCGAGGCAGAAAGUAACAUGAAUGAUCUGGUCGCUGAGUACCAACAAUACCAGGAUGCAACCGCGGAUGAUGUUGAAUACGAAGACGAAGAAGGUGAAUAUCAAGAGGAGGCUUGAUAAUCCCUCGUUAGGAUCCGUUGCCAUCUCAUUUACUUCGUUCUAUAAACUGAACAAUGCCAACGGUGGUCAUUCUCUUUUGUAGUUUGAACUUAUGGACUAUUGUCUGAAUGUUCUCGUCGAUGGUUCUGGACUGUUUUCUGGAGUUAAUUGUCUUUUUUGGCUUCCAA